Messenger RNA from Trichoderma breve, 1527 nucleotides. Its product is annotated as cytochrome p450 domain-containing protein. The record is from RefSeq and is a predicted model, not a curated record. The coding region runs from base 1 to 1527 and encodes 508 amino acids. The transcript has 4 exons. NCBI's taxonomy places the organism in Eukaryota, Fungi, Ascomycota, Sordariomycetes, Hypocreales, Hypocreaceae. Gene Ontology annotation, molecular function: monooxygenase activity; heme binding; oxidoreductase activity, acting on paired donors, with incorporation or reduction of molecular oxygen.
AUGCUACAAGCAAUAACACGGUACGGCUUAUUUCUAGCUUUGAUCGGAGCUGCCGCCUAUUCGUUCCGCAUUCGGUAUCGUAAAGGCCUGCAAGAUAUUCCUGGCCCAUUCUGGGCGUCUAUUCUUUCGUUCGACCGUGUCAUCACCACCGCCUCGGGAAAACAGCAGCACAAACACUUGCAGUAUCAUAAUACUUAUGGCCCAUUUGUAAGAGUGGGACCCAAUCAUGUGUCUAUCUCUCGGGGAGAAUUUAUAACACAGAUUUACGGCAUAGGAAAUGCUUAUCCCAAGAGCGAAUUUUACUCCGUUUUCGAUGCGAUUACUCCUCAUGGAGUCAGAUUUCCCACCCUGUUUUCAAUCCGAGAUGAAAAAGCGCACAAGUCUCUAAAGAGGCCGGUUGCCAGCGCAUUCUCGAUGACUUCUCUGGUAGAGCUAGAGCCAUUGACGGACAUUUGCAUCGAGAUACUUAUAAGUAAACUCAACAGAAAACAAGGCCAAAGUGUGGACUUUGGUACAUGGCUUCAUUGGUAUGCGUUCGAUGUCAUCACUUCACUAACCUUUUCGACACGACAAGGUUUCAUGGAAACAGAAAAAGAUGUUGACGGCAUAAUCAAUGCCAUUGAAGGCCGACUUGUUUACAACUCAAUAAUAGGCCAAGUUCCAUUUCUUCACAAGUUUCUUCUCGGAAACAACUUUAUCGCCGCAUGUGCCCAAGCAGUUCCAUUAGUAGCUAAGUUGAACACGGUGCGUUCUAUAGUCAAAUUCGCAGCAUCUCAGCUUGAAAAGCGCACCAUGGGCAAAUCUCUAUCCUCCAGUGAUCAGAACCAUGACUUGCUUGAUCGCUUCAGGCGUGUCCGUGAUAGCGAAGAAGUCAUGACAAACGGAGACCUGCUGAAUCAUGCGGCGUCAAAUGUAUUUGCUGGAAGUGAUACUACCGCGAUUUCACUGCGCUCAAUGUUCUAUUAUUUGUGCAAGAAUAAGCGGUGCUAUGAAAAGUUGCGUGAGGAGAUCGACAAUAUGGAUAAGGAAGGUAGUCUUUCUAGUCCAAUUACAUUUGGUGAAGCAUCUCGCAUGCCAUACCUCCAGGCGUGUAUGAAGGAGGCUAUGCGACUUCACCCUGCGGUUGGCCAGAUGCUAGAACGAGUUGUCCCUGAACAGGGAGCGCAGUUCGGACAACACUGGCUCCCACCUGGCACAAUCGUCGGAAUAAACCCGUGGGUGGUUAGUCGGGAAAGAACAGUAUACGGAGAGGAUGUUGAUGACUUUCGGCCUGAGCGAUGGUUAGAUGCGACACCCGAAGCUGCCAAAUACAUGCAAAGGAAUUUCUUGGCAUUCGGAUCAGGAGGGCGCUCUUGUCUUGGGAAGAAUAUUUCUCUGCUUGAAAUGUCCAAACUUGUUCCAGAACUACUCCGACGCUUCGACAUUGAGCUAUCAAGCCCCAUGACAGAUUGGACACUGAAUACAUUCUGGUUUGUCAAGCAAACAGACCUGUUUUGUAAUAUAAAGAAGAGACCAACGAGCGAAUAA